UAUAUGCACCCAAGUAAGAUCAACGGAAUACUUUGCCCGGAGAGGUGGAUCAAUACACUACAGAUAACUUACAGCAAACAUUUUUCCCGUAACAAAAGUUUCAAAAUAACUAACGCAAAAAUUAUUACAGGACGUAAAAACGGCAGAAGACCAACACCUUUUGAUCGAAGAAACGCACGAGAGGGCGCAUAGAGGAGCCGAUGAGAACCAUGACGAAAUCAUCCGAAGCUACUUUUUUCCCAACAUGCCUCGAAAUAAUUUUAUUGCUUAUGUGGACGAUCGUGUCAAGUCAGGCCCAGAAACUUGCAAUACGAAAUUUACAAAACGACCCAUUACUACUCAUAAAGGAAAGUGCGUGUAAAAUCCAAAUAGGUACAAUAAAAAUAAUCCACCCUAUAAACCUUACAUCCAUUGAAGAAGCAGCAGAAAUUUUGGUUCGAUCGUCUCAUCAAAAUAAUGUCAAUACUAACCCAUUAAUAAGCACUCUAAAAUACAAAACCAAAAAGCUGUACGCUAACCUUUAUCAGCUGAAACCACAAGGACAUCGCCGAUCGAGAAGAUGGAACUCUAUCGGAACCGUAUGGAAAUGGAUUACCGGUACUCCAGAUGCUUCUGAUCUUCAAGCUAUAAACACCACCAUGAAUGACUUAAUAGACCAAAAUAACCAACAAUUUAGGAUAAACCAGAAUAUCAACGAUCGGAUACAGCAACUAACCCAUGCCAUCAAAGAUAUUACAACACAAGCCAAUCUAAACGAUUUGAUGAUGAACGAUGUGGAAAUAAUAACUUCAAUCCUAAACGUUGACAUUUUAAACAAUAUGUUCGAAGACAUCCAGGAUGCGGUCAUGUUGUCGAAAAUGUCCAUCGCCAGCAACAAAAUACUUUCUAUUCGGGAAAUACUCACAAUAAAAGGAUUACUACAUGACCAAGGAGUAAACAUAGACUUACCAGAUGAGGCAUUACAGUUCGUCAUACCAAAAUUUGCCACUAGCCCAGGAACCUUGCUAUACUUCAUGCACGUGCCAUUACUAGAGAAUAACACCGCAUCAAUUAUCAAAUUAUAUCCAAUCACCAACGGAAAUCACAUCAUUAACCAAUAUCCGGAAUACAUAGUAUCAAUCAAGGAGAACAAAGCAUAG
Messenger RNA from Armigeres subalbatus, 1139 nucleotides. RefSeq lists its product as uncharacterized. The transcript is spliced from 3 exons. Lineage: Eukaryota; Metazoa; Arthropoda; Insecta; Diptera; Culicidae. Bases 201 to 1139 code for a protein of 312 amino acids. The record is from RefSeq and is a predicted model, not a curated record.